AUGGGGGAACUGUGUAAUGGUGGGGGUGAAAUUUCGGUCGUAAAUAUCUACGCACCUCACGACCAGAACCAGAAAAAACAGCUCUGGGUAGACUUACUUGCUUUGAUGAGAUCCUCCUCUGGCUCAUGGAUUUUUCUUGGUGAUUUUAACUGUGUGAGAGAACCCAAUGAAAGAAAAAAUUCCGGAUUCAACAAACAAGAGGCAGACGACUUCAACUCCUUCAUCAAUGAAGGAGGUUUGGUGGAAUACUCCAUGCUGGGGUGUGCUUUUACAUAUGUAACGGAUGAUGGUUUAAAGUUUAGCAAAAUUGAUCGGGUACUAGUAUAUCACUCUUUUCUAUCUUUGUGGCCUUCGGCAAAAUUGUUAGGGUUAUCGAGAUAUAAAUCUGAUCACAGACCGCUACUCUUGCUAUGCUCCGACGUAUUUUUCGGUAAGCCACCCUUUCGCUUUUUCAACUCGUGGCGAAAAGAGAAUGGGCUAGCUGAGAUUGUGAAGAAAGCGUAUGAUGAAGUCACACACAUCUAUCCUCUAGACAAAUUAUUGGCAGCAAGACUCAAAGCGAUCAAAGCUGCUAUAAAACCUUGGUGCGAAAAGAUAAGAAACAGGGAUAGUAAAUUGCUAAAGGAGCUUCAAAAAAAGGUGGAUGAUAUGGAUUUGAAAGCUGAAACUGUCGCGUUAAGCGAACAGGAGGUAUGUGAAAGAGACUCGUGGUUAAAAAAGUUAAAUGAAUUGGAUGAUAAUAGGCUGGAAGAUCUCAAAGAAAGGGCGAAAGUUAAAUGA
Helianthus annuus (common sunflower) is the source of this 780-nucleotide messenger RNA. RefSeq lists its product as uncharacterized. Lineage: Eukaryota; Viridiplantae; Streptophyta; Magnoliopsida; Asterales; Asteraceae. Gene Ontology annotation, molecular function: catalytic activity. The transcript has a single exon. The coding region runs from base 1 to 780 and encodes 259 amino acids. The record is from RefSeq and is a predicted model, not a curated record.